UGUCAAUUUAAGAUGAAAUUUUAUUUGUAGUGAUAUGGAGGGUGCACGAAUAACCGACAUUAUAAUUGAGGACAGCGGUGAAGUAACAUACGAGGUUGUCGAGUCUGGUAGUAACCGAGGUUGUAAGAAAUUGGUGUCCUCCGAUGGAUUUUCCUUUUGUGUUAAAAGUAGGAAAGAUCAAGAAUCUCGAAGGAACAAGAAUAUGACUUGUAAAGCCACAGUCUCCCAGAGGGACGAACUAUUUAUAGCGGGGAAAUUUGAACAUUGUCACCCAGCUGACAGCAGCCUAACGAAGAAAGUUAAAUUACGGAAAAAUGUGAAACAAGCUGGCAAAGAGAACAUAUUCACUUCCGCCACAAAGGUAGUUGACCUGGAGUUACCAAGAACUUUCAGUGGUCAAGAUUUCAAUUUGGUCAACACAACAUCAUUUGCUAGAGUUGUUAACCGCACCAGAGCGAAAAUCCAGAUUUCCUCAUCGGGGACCUACAUGUAA
Molecule: messenger RNA, 493 nt
Organism: Ruditapes philippinarum (Manila clam)
Lineage: Eukaryota; Metazoa; Mollusca; Bivalvia; Venerida; Veneridae
Exons: 3
Coding region: 35-493 (152 amino acids)
Source: RefSeq, a predicted model, not a curated record